AUGACAAAAAUAGCCCUGCAAAUUGUGUCAAAUUACGAGAACGGCAUCUUGGUAAACUUCUCUGAGCUCUCAGCCUGACUGACUACUCACUGAAUCUCCAAAGAAGCGGCAAAGAAAAGUUUUGCAGUCUUUGGUUAAGGAUGGCAAGCACAGUGGAUGCAGCGGCAGGAGAACCAAUCCCAACUUCAUCUGUUCUGAUGGCAGCGGCAAAGCAUAUAGGGACCAAGUGCCGUGGUGAGAAUGUGGCUUUUUUGAAGUGCAAGAAGGAUGAUCCGAAUCCUGAGAAAUGUCUUGACAAAGGACGCCAAGUUACACAAUGCGUGCUUCACCUGCUGAAGGAUCUUCACCAGAGCUGCAACAAAGAAUUGGAUUCUUAUGCUGGGUGCAUGUAUUACCACACCAAUGAGUUUGAAUUCUGUCGUAAAGAGCAAAAGGAGUUCGAGAAAGCAUGCCCGUUUUGAUGAGCAGCAAAGACCCUUUCCUCAAUCUUAUCAAAAUAAUAACAAACUCCCAUCUCCAACAAGUGAUAUUCUGUUGAAUUUUACUUUUGACUGAUCCGUUUAUGGGUUCAUGAGAGAUCAUUUGCAGGAAACUCUGUUCAGUG
Molecule: messenger RNA, 604 nt
Organism: Sesamum indicum (sesame)
Lineage: Eukaryota; Viridiplantae; Streptophyta; Magnoliopsida; Lamiales; Pedaliaceae
Product: NADH dehydrogenase [ubiquinone] 1 alpha subcomplex subunit 8-B
Biological process (GO): mitochondrial electron transport, NADH to ubiquinone
Cellular component (GO): respiratory chain complex I
Source: RefSeq, a predicted model, not a curated record